Alexandromys fortis (reed vole) is the source of this 1005-nucleotide messenger RNA. RefSeq names its product BCL2 like 10 (gene Bcl2l10). NCBI's taxonomy places the organism in Eukaryota, Metazoa, Chordata, Mammalia, Rodentia, Cricetidae. Bases 3 to 566 code for a protein of 187 amino acids. Gene Ontology annotation, molecular function: protein homodimerization activity; protein heterodimerization activity. Gene Ontology annotation, biological process: intrinsic apoptotic signaling pathway in response to DNA damage; extrinsic apoptotic signaling pathway in absence of ligand; regulation of apoptotic process. The record is from RefSeq and is a predicted model, not a curated record. The transcript has 2 exons. Gene Ontology annotation, cellular component: mitochondrial outer membrane.
GAAUGGACGACCCGUUGCAGGAACGCACUAGACUGCUGUUGACUGACUUCUUGACGUUCUGUGCUCGGGAACCGGGUGUCCCCGAGUCACCGCCCACAUCGGCCGAGGCGGAAUUGCUGCGCUCUCUGGCAGCGCGGAUGCAACAGCAGCACGAGGCUUUCUUCUCCACCUUCUUUGGCUACCAGGGCAACCGCGUGGAGCUGGUGAGACAGAUGGCGAAUGGGGUGUUCUCCGAUGCCCCAAACUUCAACUGGGGCCGCCUGGUGGUGCUCUUGACCUUCGCGGGGACGCUUCUGGAUCAAGACCCUAGCCACGCUACCACGCAGAGGAACGGUGGGAACAAUCCAGUGCAAGUGGCCCGGGACUGCCAUCUCCUCGUGGAUUUACUGUGUAAUCGGCUCCUGAGACAUCAUCGCUUGUGGCUGGAGACUCAUGACGGCUGGGAUGGCUUUUGCGAUUUCUUCAGGAGCCCCUUUCCAGUCAUUGUUUGGAGGAGAGUGCUCAUCAAGGCUUUUCUGUCCUGCAUCAUCGCGACGACCAUCCUGUAUAUCUGGAAAAAGUUUUAAGUUUUAACAUUUUAAAACGAUUUUACCUGCCAACUGUGACCCGCUAAGGGACCGUUUUAGAUGGCUGGAGAACUGAGGAAAUCUCCUGCCUAGAGACAUUUUUUUUACCUGCAUGCUGCAUGGAGUCCUGGGGUUGCAACGGGGGCAGCAUUUGGAAGGGGGAGGGGCUCGUCGCUAAGUGGGGAAAUGGUCUUCUGGGUACCCCAAAGAACUACAUCCGCUCCGUAGGUGCGCGGCUGUCUGCAUCUGGUUGUACGCACACCGGAGCCUCUCCCGUCUGUUUUGGGGUUCUUGAGGAGUUGUUCAGUAGCCAGGGUUGCCCCGCAGAAGAACCUAAAGCACCAAAACCCCAGAGCAACGACAAAUGCAAUAGAAAACCUUAAGAAUUCCUUGGAAGUCUAUCUUUCUGUGCCUAAUUCCCGGGACUUCUGAAUUUAUA